This is a messenger RNA of Lepidothrix coronata (blue-crowned manakin), 1092 nucleotides long. RefSeq names its product pituitary tumor-transforming 1 (gene PTTG1). The record is from RefSeq and is a predicted model, not a curated record. The transcript has 7 exons. NCBI's taxonomy places the organism in Eukaryota, Metazoa, Chordata, Aves, Passeriformes, Pipridae. The coding region runs from base 1 to 1047 and encodes 348 amino acids. Gene Ontology annotation, biological process: chromosome organization. Gene Ontology annotation, cellular component: nucleus; cytoplasm.
AUGCCCUGCGGCCGCACACCCACUUCCGGGGUGGGGCCUGCUCCUGGGCCCGCCCCGCUCGUGAGCCAAUUGGCUGCCGCGAGCCCGGGGGUGAAUGAGGGUGUCCUGACGGUGCUACCGGGCCCGGGGGUGAAUGAGGGUGUCCUGACGGUGCCGCCAGGCCCAGGGGUGAAUGAGGGUGUCCGGGCGGUGCCGCCGGGCCCGGGGGGUGGUCUCAUCAACCUGAAGAUGGCAGCUGUGAUCUCUGUUGGUGCAGACAAUGUUGCUCCUGAGAGCCAGCUGCUGAUCUCUCCAGGGUCUUCAAAAGGAAAGAGCACACACUCUGGAGGAGUAGUUUGCACUCCACUUCAUAAAAAAGCGUUCUCACCAGCAGCCAUGACUUGCUCUAGGAGAAAGGCUCUUGGUAAAAAAGCAAUCACUACGUCUGCAGCCAUGUCUCACUCUGGGGGAAAGGCUCUUGGUAAAAAAGUAAACACUGUACCUGAAGGCACAUAUCAGCCUUUGAGAAGGGCUCUUGGAAAGGUGAAUACAACUACAGGAGUCACGAGCAAGAUGCCCCAGAUGAAGCAGGAAAAUCAGCCCCAGAUGAAGCAGGAAAAUCAGCCCCAGAUGAAGCAGGAAAAUCAGCCUUGCACUGCAAACAAAACUGAUGAAAAGACUGAAUUAGACAGCUGGACUUCAGAGUCUGAUGAAGAUUUGGUAGAGUGUAAAGAAGAAGAUUGGGUUGAGUCUGAAGAAGAUUGGCCAGAAGUAGAAAAUAUGUUUCAUUUUGAUCCUCAAGACUUUGAGGUCUUUGAUGUUCCUGAGGAGUGCAAACUAAGCAAUCUGGACCUGCAUGGUGUUCCCCUCAUGGUAUAUCCAAGGACAUACCACAGAUGUGUAGAGGAGGAGCCAACACCUCUUCCCACUCCAGAGCUGUCGUUUACACCCAGCUUGCUGCAAGCACACUUUGACUUCAUUGCUAGCCUGGAAAAACUACACUUCCCUGAGCUGCCACCAUUUCCAGCUGACUUUUAUGAGGAGCAGGAAUGUUGUAACAGGUUUUAAAUUUCAUGUAGUUCUGUAUUUUAAUAAAGGCUAAUCUAACAUGCA